GUCACGUGAUGUUUUCGCUGGGUCGUAGUGAUGUGUAGCCACCAUGAGAGCGAGGGAGAGAAAUAAAGCUGCAGGAUGGCAGCGCGUCCGUUCGGUGCUUCUGCUCAGGUGCCGCGUUUUGUGCUGAAGAGACCCCGGAGCAGCGCGUCACUGCGCGGCGAGGAUUCUCACCGAGUGAACCCCCUCCCGGAGCUGUAACCCCCUCCUCCUCCUCCUCCUCCCCCGGUAUGGGCCGUGCGGCGGUGUAACGGAGGUAAAGUGACCUUUCAUUUCAUUUCCUCUCGUCGCUCCAUGGAGGAUCUGCAGGAUCGCGGUGUGAUGUUGACUCCGGAGGCGCCGCCGCGUCGUGUUGUUGUAAAAACGGCGGCGCUCGCGACCAGCGGAGAGCCUUCCUCCUCCUCCUCCUCCUCCUGCUGCUGCUGCUCAAUCAAUAACGGCGGCUCGCGCUCGGCCGCCCCGCACCCCCCCGCCGGCCCUCCGCGCAGACUCCCGCCGCCCUACCACUUCAGAGUUCACCAUGUGUUCCCGGAGGAGAGCGCUCAGGACCCCGCGCUGAGGAGACACCUCCCCGCGCUCCAGUACAAGGUGCACGACUCCGCCUUCUGCCGCGUGCUCAGCACCGACACCACCGCCGCCGCUCUGGCCGCCGCCGCCGCCGUGUGCUCGGGCAGCGUGGACGCCGAUGUGUGGAAGUGCGGGUACCUGAGGAAGCAGAAACACGGCCACAGGAGGUUCUUUGUGCUGAGAGGGCCCGGGGCCCUGGGGCCCAGCCGCCUGGAGUACUACGACAGCGAGAAGAAAUUCCGAACUGCUCUGAAAGCUGCUGCCGGGGCGGUGUGUCCCCCCAAGAGGGUGAUCUACCUGUCCCAGUGUUUCACAGUCAACAAGAGGGCUGACGCCAAGAACAAAUACCUCAUCGCUCUGUACACUAAAGACGAGUAUUUUGCCAUGGUGGCGGACAGCGAGCAGGAGCAGGAGGACUGGUACCUGGCCCUCACGGAACUGAUGACCGAGGGCAAAAAGGGGCAGCUGGACACAGACGAGCUGGACGACGGCUACGGGACCAUUUCGCCCGGGACCAUUUUUAAGGAGGUGUGGCAGGUGAACGUGAAACCCAAAGGUUUGGGGCAGACCAAGAAUUUAAUGGGGGUGUACCGUCUGUGCCUUUCUGCCAAGACAAUUCACCUGGUGAAGUUAAAUUCUGAGACCCCUGCUGUGAACCUGCCCUUGAUGAACAUUCGCCGUUGUGGCCAUUCGGAGAGUUUUUUCUUCAUCGAGGUGGGGCGCUCUUCUUCUAUUGGUCCAGGUGAGAUCUGGGUGCAAGUGGAAGACUCUGUCGUGGCUCAGAACAUGCACGAGACCAUUCUCGACACCAUGAAGGCUUUGAAGGCUUUUCCAGACUUCAGACCACGGAGCAAAAGCCAGUCCUCUGGGUCCAACCCCAUACCUUUUAUCACGACCCGCCGCCAAUUCGGUAAUCUCCCUCCCAGCCAGGCAGGGCUCCAGCGUGCCUCCAGAACCGAUUCAGUGACGGGCAUUCCACCUACAGGAAAGAAUAAAGGUGUAAUAGGACAGCGCUACCGUACCUCCAGCGAAGGCGAGGGCACCUCAGACCGACCUCUCAGUUCCGGCACAGGCAGCUUGUUGCACCUGAACACGCCCUGUCUGAACGUGGGCCGGGAGGAGAGUGGUGGCUGCUGUGCCCAUGCCUCACCAGGUUCUGUCCAUCAUACUCGCUCUGCCUCCCUCCCCGUAUCGCACUUUCUCUCUGCUACCAGUCCCAUCAGUGUUUCCAGCAGCAGCGGCCAUGGUUCAGCCUCAGACACGCACACGCGACCCUCCAGCUCCUCCAUCUGUGGCUCUCCCAGUGAUGGAGGCUUCAACUCCUCUGAUGAGUUCUGUCCCAGCCCCUGUGACUUCAGAUAUUUCCGUGCAAGCAGCAGUACACCUGAACCACACAGCGACACUCCGCCCAUUAGGGAGGACUAUCGACUAGCAGACUACAUGGCCAUGGAUUGGUACAAAGACACACAAGGUGGCGCCAGGACUUUUGAGGAGGAGAGCAGUUAUAUGGAAAGAACUUUUCUGAAGCUCGCACAUUAUGCCAAGCCAAAACCUGCUAAUAGUUUAGGGGGUGUGCACCAGAAAGCGACGCAGACUUCGUCUUCAUUAGAUGAAUCGAGUCCUGUGGAGUCAAAACGGCAUGCUGUCUGCUCCUGCCUCCUUAAAACAGGCUAUAAAUCUUACUCUGAGUUACAUCACCCAAACAGGCCUCCCUCGCUCAUUUCAGACGGUCAGAAGAAACUGCCGAAGGAUGAUGGCUACAUGCCUAUGAUAUACAGCGUUGUCCCUUCUCAUAUGGAUUAUACCCCUAUGCAACCCAGAGCGAACCACGUGGCCACCCUGCACCUUCAUCCCGACCGACACGGUUACAUGAUGAUGCUGCCGCCACGAGACAGCCCUUCUCCUGGAAUAACCAGUCCCUCCAGCAGAAGCCAAAACGAGUACGAUGAUUACAUAGACAUGUCCCAAAUCUGCUCCACAGAAAGCUACAGGCAGGCUUCCCCUGAAGGCCCCAAGGUUUACGGCUCUUAUUUCUCCCUUCCACGUUCUUACAAAACUCCGUGUCGAGAGGAUCGCAGAAAAACUGAAUAUGUUCCAGAGUCACCAGUUGAACCUCAGAGCCCUUCCAGUCCAGGAGAGUACAUCCACAUGGAGUUUGGAGACGGGUCUCCUCAUGCAGCGUCCCCCCCGUCAGCAGUGGAUUCCCCCUCCAUGCCAAGUUCCCAGCCUUGCCAUCAGCUGUGCUGCUCCCCACCUGACCACGAUUACAUGGGUCUAAACAUGGACAACCUCCUGAAGAACCGUCCUCCUCGGCACUCCCUCGUAGCCCCGUGGAACCCUCCGAACUACGCACGGCCCUUAGGAUGCACCUAUGGCCAGGUUCAGAAUAACUUUGUCCCUAAGAACAUCCACAGAGAAGCUGAGAGUCCCUCUAGGAUGAUCCAGCACCUCUGUGUCUCUGAAAGGUCACCCAGCCCUCGAACGGAGCCUAAGGUCAUUCGGGCAGAUCCACAGGGCCGGAGGAGACACAGCUCAGAGACGUUCUACCCCAGUGCUGGUGGCUCUGUGGGUGGAUGUGCUGCCAGAUCCUCUGCUGUUGUGAAUCUUGUAGAAGGCUGUCGAUGGCAGAAUUCUGCCUCAUUUGAUAGCGUGUGGUCUUACACAGAAGAUCAAGGAUCUACUGACUCUGUUCUCCUCUCUGCUAACUGUGCCACUGGAGGAACGUGCUGCAACGUUUCAUCCAGCUACCUCAACUACAUCGCUCUGGACCUGAGGGAAGUCCCAAGGAUCGCCCACGACGCCACACCUCCACGCCCAGCUCACGGGACACUCGAGGAGGGCGAGGCCUGUGCUGGUUUGGAUUUAUCCAAGUCAGGAGGACACACCACUGCCUCGAAAGAGUGAGGACGCCACACACUGGGAGGAAAUCAGAACUUUGGAAAUCCAGUGGACUCCAGAAUGCCGAAGAGGAAGACGUCCUCAUCCUCCUCUUCAUCAGACCUCCAACUGCAGAGACUGAAUAAACGACGGCGUCUUUUGCUCUGUAUCUCCGACAUAACUGCCUCACACGGUUCCAUUUUUAUUGUUCAUUUGAAACACACUUGUGUUAUUGUUUACGUGAGUGACUGUGCUGAUUGUGAGUCCAGAACCAGAGCCGUGAACUUCAUCCAGACUUCGAGCACUUACUGAUCUCCACAACGUCCUCAUUCACAGUCCUCACACAACCCGCUGAAUCUCUGUAAAUACGAGGUACUUGUGUAUCAAACAAGGUUUUGUAAAAUGUGCCAACUGCUUAGUAAUCCUCUACACACACACACACACACACACACACACACACACACACACACACACACCACCUUCAGAUUGACACUAGUUGAUUUCACUUCUACUUAGGACUCAGAUACACUGGAUAAAUGUCCCCUGGUUAGCGAGUCUGAAAACUGGUUAAGUGUUCAGAUUUUCACUGAUUCAGUAUUCAGUUAUAAAACACUUCCACCGUUGCUGCAGAAGUGUGUGUGUGUGUGUGUGUGUGUGUGUGCGCGCACUGUAGCAGUAGAUUGGCCUGAUGUUUGGAGAUCUCUCAGAGUUGAGUGUAUUUCUGUGUAUCCGAGCCCUAAAGAGAUUUUAGUAUAAAAUCAGUACUUUCUGCUCGUGGUGUGUCGGAGGACGGCGUGAUAUCAGAAAAUCUCACUUGAACACGAUUCACAGACUCACAGAUACAGAGCACUUUGUUAGAGAAAUAAAAAUAAGGCAGUGUUUCUACGUCACAUCGUCGCUACCUCCGAUCCAUAUCACUGGAAAUCUGUUCAAUAAACACGUCUCACUCACACAGUCACGGCGGAUCUGCAACCGGGUCGGCCUAGAAUCCCUUUAGACGUAAUGUGUGAGCUCUCUCUCUCUCUCUCUCACACACACACACACACAAAACUUCUUGAUGAUGUAUUUGAGUCUUCAGUAUGAAGGAACGCUGAGCCAACACCUUUUCAUUCUGCUGUACUUUGUAUUUACUUCAUGUUUGUAUUUAAUUUGUGUUUAUUUUGUGUGUAAAUGCUGCAGUUUUUUACUGUGUUCAGUUUCAGCCCUGAAAAUGAGAAGAAAGAGAGAGAUGUUUACUGAAUUGUUCCUCAGAUCCACACAGAUGUGAUUCCUAUAAAACAUCUCCGCGGUCCACACGGUGCACGCUGAGGCCGAAAGAUCCACACACCGCCCUGUGCUCUGUUUAUUUGUUUGUUUAUUCAUUCAGAUUCCUGAACAUGAGACCGUUUGUACAGAGCCCUGCUGGUGAUGCAGUUAUGUUCGUGUGUUGUUACAGAAACGGAGACCUUCAUGUAAAUAAUGGAGUUAUUUAAGGCCAUGUGUUUCUCACACAUUUUUUGUAUCUUUAUUUAUUUAUUUAUCUAUUUAUUUAUUUUAUUAUUAUUAUUAUUUUCCCUGAGGGUUAUUCCCUGCCCCUCCCUUGCCUGUAGCUGAAAGCUUUCUAAGAGGGUGUGUCGGUUUGGGGUUGUGGUGGAAAGCUGUGUAGUGAGAAGUGUUUAGCUUUGCAGUCGUAGUCCAGAUGAUGUUGGGACAAUAAUAAAACCCACUCUGUAUGUCAGUGAGCUUCCCAUUUGUUUGUGGUGCUCUGGAGGCCAUUCUUCUUCCUUUAACUAGCAUUUGUGUCAUGCUAUUGUGUCCUGAUAUUGCGUUGCUUUCAGUGUAUGUAAUAUGUGAUGUGGGAUUGAAGGGGUGAAAAAAUACUAACAGUAAUAGUAUACCGUUUCUUGGGACCUUUUCUACACAAUAAGCUGAAAAAUAACCACGCUCUUGUUUUUAUUUUGUACUUUGAGAUGUUCUGAGGAUCUAGAACUGAGGGAAACGGAUAUCGUAAUCAUUGGAAUCAUGUUAUUGGUCUUUUUAUUCCUUUACCUUGUUGUUUUAGUUGUUAAGGAAGAGAGCAGCAAGAAAAGAAAAAACUAUGACCUGAAAUGGGCCGAGUGUGUGCUGACAAUUUGCAUUUCUUUUCUCUUGAGGAUUCCAGUCAAUGCUCACAGUCUACUGCGAUAACAGUUUGUGAUUGGGCCGAACCACACUGAGAAUCGGAUCAUUCGAAACACUGUCUUCCUUUGUAAAUAUUGUAAUUUUUUGAUAUCCCUUUCUCUUGUUGAUCAUGCUACACAGCACCCACUUUCCUUGAUUUCAGAACGAGGGUGUCUGAGGAUUUUUUGUCGGUUCUACAUUUUUAUAUUUUAUUUUUGGUGUAUAUUUAACAAAUUGGGUUUUGCUUGUCAUAGAGCUAUUGCAAUAAAAAAAAGUGCCAAGGUA
Neoarius graeffei (lesser salmon catfish) is the source of this 5865-nucleotide messenger RNA. RefSeq names its product insulin receptor substrate 4a (gene irs4a). NCBI's taxonomy places the organism in Eukaryota, Metazoa, Chordata, Actinopteri, Siluriformes, Ariidae. The record is from RefSeq and is a predicted model, not a curated record. Bases 292 to 3468 code for a protein of 1058 amino acids. The transcript has 2 exons. Gene Ontology annotation, cellular component: plasma membrane; cytosol. Gene Ontology annotation, biological process: insulin receptor signaling pathway. Gene Ontology annotation, molecular function: insulin receptor binding; phosphatidylinositol 3-kinase binding.